UAUGAAAGUGCUCGUAAUAUUUGCAUUGGCUUUUGCCUUCGUCUCGGCAUCGAUUCUAAAUUAUGAACAAGCUUCGGUUCGCGAUAGUCCCGAUGUUGGCAUCACUAGAGGACAUGACGCUUCGCCUGGUCAGUUUCCCUACCAAGUCGGACUUUUACUGCAGAACUAUACAGGAAAUUAUACCUACAAGUGGGAGUGUGGUGGCUCCUUGAUUAACAACACUUGGGUUCUUACGGCGGCCCAUUGUACUUACUGGGCUGAAAAGGUCACCGUUAAAUUGGGCAGCAUUUUGAAUUCCUAUCCACUGAUACAGCACACCGUGACCAAAAAGAAUAUUUUUUACCAUGAGAACUUUAGCAACAAGACUUUGGUCAACGAUAUCUCACUCAUUCGCAUUCCACGUGUUAAAUUUAACAAAUUCAUUGAAGCGGUUAAGCUGCCAGAGCUGAAGACACAUGCCGAUACCUACACUGGACAUGACUCGAUUGCCUCCGGAUGGGGAAUUACUUUGAACGCUAGUAAUAUGUACCCCGAUGUACUGCAGUAUACACACUUUAUGAUCUUGAGCAUGAACAUUUGCACAGCAUCAUGGGGCAAUGAGAUCACUAAAUCAAAUCUUUGCGUUUCUACUAAACUGGGCAACUCCAUUUGCAAUGGUGACUCUGGUGGCCCAUUGGUAGAUUCUCGCAGCAGGGUUCUGAUCGGUGUGAGCUCCUUUGUUAACAAAGGUUGCCAGACGGGAUACCCGGCUGUCUUUAUUCGAGUGACUAGUUACCUUGGGUGGAUAAUGCGAGUCAUUAAGUCAUAA
This is a messenger RNA of Drosophila nasuta, 808 nucleotides long. RefSeq names its product serine protease 1-like. Gene Ontology annotation, biological process: proteolysis. Gene Ontology annotation, molecular function: serine-type endopeptidase activity. The record is from RefSeq and is a predicted model, not a curated record. The coding region runs from base 2 to 808 and encodes 268 amino acids. The transcript has 2 exons. NCBI's taxonomy places the organism in Eukaryota, Metazoa, Arthropoda, Insecta, Diptera, Drosophilidae.